AUGGAGAGCAGUAUUUGGGAUAUGUUUGGUCUGCUGAAGAUUCUGGAUGAUGUGAAACAUCUGAAGAGAACUGGCUGGCUCCGAUAUAAUAUCGGGGAGCCAGAGACAGUUGCUUCUCAUAUGUAUCGCAUGGCGAUGCUGGCAAUGGUUCUGGAUGAUUCUGGCUUCGACCGGGCCAAAUGCAUUCGAAUGGCACUGGUACACGACCUGAGUGAGGCGAUUGUCGGCGAUAUUACACCUUUUUGCGGCAUUUCCAGCGAACAGAAGCAUCAUCUCGAGAAUGAGAUCGAGGAGCCGGAGACAGUUGCUUCUCAUAUGUAUCGCAUGGCGAUGCUGGCAAUGGUUCUGGAUGAUUCUGGGUUCGAUCGGGCCAAAUGCAUUCGAAUGGCACUGGUGCAUGACCUGAGUGAGGCGAUUGUCGGCGAUAUUACACCCUUUUGCGGCAUUUCUAGUGAACAGAAGCAUCAUCUCGAGAAUGAGGCAAUGAAGAAAAUCGUGCAGAUGGUUCCAGCAGCAACGGGCUCCGACUGGUACUCACUGUGGCGUGAAUAUGAGAUGAACGCAACAAAGGAAGCUAUGAUUGUGAAACAUUUAGAUAAAUUUGAUAUGAUUGCGCAGGCUUUCCACUACGAGCAGAAAUACAACAUUGGUAAGGCACACUUCAUCGAUAUCUAUUACAUUUCAGAUUUGGAAGAAUUUUUUACUUCAACGGAAAAUUUGUUCACACUGGAGCCAUUCGUAACGUGGAAUAGAGAGCUGCGAGCCAAAAGAUCUCAGAGCAAAGCAGCAGCAAAUAGCCCUGUAACACUGAUGGCAAAUGAUGCUGAUUCAGUAUCUUAA
This is a messenger RNA of Gongylonema pulchrum, 840 nucleotides long. NCBI's taxonomy places the organism in Eukaryota, Metazoa, Nematoda, Chromadorea, Rhabditida, Gongylonematidae. The record is from the annotation of a GenBank genome assembly.